CGCGCUUUCUAGAGCCCGUCAGGAAGAAGAUAAACAAAACAAACCAGAGAGGAAAGCAGCGUGGUUUCAGCAGUAAUGGCAAAAACAUCGUAAUAGAGGUUGGAUUACGGAACUAAAUAUCUAUCAAAAACUCCGCUGGAAGUAUCAAGCAGAGAGUAGCUGGCUCACGAGGACCGAAGGAAAAGCCGCUGGGGCUUGUGGGAUAGAAACCUCCUUCCUGCCACCGAAAAACCAUUGAUUUCUUCUUCUGGUCUGGGACAAAAGUGGAAACGCCCGGACCAGGGAGGCGGCGAACAAGUUUCCGCGUGGAGCUCGAGGACCUGUGCUCAACGAUGCCUCAGCCCAGCAUCAGUGGAAUGCACCCUCCGUUCGGGGAUGCUUUUCAGACCCACACUUUUGCUGACCAGGUGCUGACCAGCACAGACCUGUUGGCCAACAGCUCGGACCCAGACUUCAUGUACGAGCUGGACAGGGAUAUGAGCUGCAGACAAAGCCCCAGGGUGGACGUGCCCACGGCAGGAGACUGCAGAGAGCUGGAGGGGGUGGAGCAGGAGGCUCUGGACGGAGACCCCGCCUACAGCUCCACCUUCGAGCAGUGGGACUCGUACUGGGAGGACCUGACGCGCUACACGCGGCUGGCCAGCUGCGACAUCUGGGGCACCAAGGAGGUGGACUUCCUGGGGCUGGACGACUUCUCCAGCCCCUACCAGGACGAGGAGGUCAUAGGUCAGACACCCACACUGGCGCAGCUCAACAGCGAGGACUCACAGCCCGUCAGCGACGCGCUCUACCACCCCGACCUGCUGUUGGGGCAGAAGCCCCACCCCCACCCCGGCCCCGGCUCCGCCCCCGGCCCUGCCUCCUCGCACGCCAACAAGGCACCCGCCAGGCUUCUUGGGGCUGGCGCCUGCUCGUCCUCGGCCAGGAACCCCCUCCCGGAUUUCGCCGAGGGCUCCCAGAAGGCCACCUGGCCCGUGGCGUCCAGCACGGAGACCAUGUCCAAGGCCCAGGGCCCCAAGAUGGCGCCCCUCCCGUCUGACAGCAAGGACUACGUCCGCAAGGCCAGUGUCCGCGUUAGCAUGGCCCGCCGCCCUGCGCCCGUCGCCGUGCCAACCAGGCCCGCCCACCUCCCCGUCGGUCCGGUUUUCGCCGAGGGCGUCGCGGAGACGGAAAUCGAUGCCGUCGUUACUGCCGUUGCCGUGGUUAAAGCCUCCGGUGCUGUGGUUGGGGAGAAGAAAUUGGAGAGGCCCCUCCUCUCGGAGGCCCCUGUUGACAUGGAGACCACCGUACCACAGUCCGGGUCCCCCAAACUGUUCCCAGGGACGGGGGGGUGUCCCGGCCUAGUCCCCGCUGUGACCCUGGGACCCGAGGCCGGGCAGGACAAGAAGGAGGAGGAGCACAACUACUACCUGCUCCUCGCGCGGGGCAAACUGGUGGGAAAACAGGAGGCGGACGCCCAGGAGCCGGACGAGAGGGAGGAGGACGAGGAGGAUGAAGAGGAGGACGAGGAGGAAGACGAAGAGGAGGCCGAGCUGGACGAUGAGGGAUUCGGUAGCGAGCACGAGCUCUCUGAGAAUGAGGAGGAGGAGGAGGACGAGGAGGAGGAAGACGAGGAUUAUGAGGGUGACAAGGACGAUGACAUGAGCGACACAUUUUCAGAAGCAGGGUGUGAGAAUGACAUGGCGGAGGGUGUGAAGAACCUGACGGCGGUGAUCUCGCGGAAGCGGGGGAAGAGGCGGUACUUCUGGGAGUACAGCGAGCAGCUCCCCUCCUGCAAGCAGGAGCGCAUGCUGAUGCCCUCCGAGUGGGACAGAGACACGCUGCCUAGCAACAUGUACCAGAAGGGAGGCCUGCACCACGGAAAGUACGCGGUGAAGAAAUCACGGCGCACGGAUGUGGAGGACCUGACGCCGAACCCCCGGAAGCUUCUGCAGAUCGGCAGCGAGCUGCGCAAACUCAACAAGGUGAUCAGCGACCUGACACCUGUCAGCGAGCUGCCGCUGACCGCCAGGCCCCGCUCCCGCAAAGAGAAGAACAAGCUGGCCUCCAGGGCAUGCCGGCUGAAGAAACUCAGUCGGGCCAAAUGUUGGCUCAACGAUACGAAAAGGAGGUCCGGCAACAACCUCAUGUCUUUGGCUGGGUCACAUUCAUUGGGCCUGGCAGAUCGACUGCUGUUUGUGAUCAGUGCCAUCAAAGAGGAGAUCGUCAGCAGGGUGGAGGAUGACUCCAGGGAUAAAGGAACAAACAUGGCUGACAGACUGGACCAGCUUAUCAGUGAAAAUCUUGUGAAGUCGCCGGUCGCGGGGCAGACCUCAGACUUCGUGAACCAGAUCCUGGAGUCCACCAGCAGGGGGGACCCCACGGGAGGGCUGGUGGGGCUCCGCGUCCCCACGUCCAAAGUGUAGAGGGGGGCGACCCGGAGGGCCCCCUGGAGAGGAUCGAGCCGUCAGCGCCAUUCGUGUUCCCAAAAACUGUAAAGGCGUCCCGUUUGUGCAUGCUCAUUCCAUCUAUAAGAUAUACCCCACAUGCCUAGUGUGAAUAUAUAUAUAUAUAUGUGUAUUUAUAUAUAUAUACAUGCCUUUUCAUGUGUUCGUAUAUUUAUAUUAUGCAACAAUGAGGAAAUGGAAAGAGUAGAGAUGUCUGGCGUACAGGUGUGAGGAGAGUGAUACCCUGUUUUUGCAUGUGGUUUGUAAACUUUGUCUAUGAGCCACCGGUUGCAAACGUGAAACCAGCUAAAAGAACCCUUGUGUUCCCGGUAUUUUUCUUCAUUUAAACAAAAAAUCUUUUAAAAAAAACAAAAAACGAAAAAAAACAAACAUGCACACACACGCGCACUUAAAAACAUGGCAGUAGCAGAACAGCCAUGCUGCGUAAUAGUUGCCCCCCCAACGCAAAUUAUGAUUUGCUGCCAUUGCCCUGCAUGUGGAGUGAUAAACUUGACACAACAGAGAGGCAGGGCCAUUUUUAUUUUUAUUUUUUUCUUUUGUGAAUAUUGUAUGUCAGGUCACACCUGUCAAAUCUACAGCCAUGUUAGGAUUAAAAGAGUAAAAAAAUAUGUAGGUUACCACUGUCCAUUUUCCCGCCAAAGUAAACGGACGUUUUAUUGUUAACCCAGUAGCUGACCAACUGCAGCAGCAAGUACAAGUAUGUGAAAUGGUCAGAGGUGUGUAUCGGUUUUUAAUUCACAGUAGCUGGGGGGAAAAGAAAAAACUAAAAAUGACUGCUUUGCUAACGUUGGGGAUGUGUAUUGGGGAUGAAAAUUCAGCUGGCAAGCGGGUGGGUAUUCUUGCUGAAUUUGGUUCGAGAAGACUACUUGGUGAAGUUCCAUUGCCCUCUUACUGUUGGAGAACAGAGAGGAAUUUAAAGGGAGGAUACUGAGGCUGAGAAUAAAAUGGCGGCCCCAGUGCUGUUAUUGGUGGAUGCGUUCAAAAUUAUGAAACUGGAUAAUUCUGCCGACAGUUUUAUUGAAAUAUCACUGACGGGAAAUAUACAGUAGACUAUGCUAACAAAGUGGAAGGACAGUUUGAAGUUCCCCCAUUUGUGCUCAGUUUUGUAACCGUACAAAAAGUAAUAUUCAUCCGUGCCUUGUAUUUAAGAGAGGAGAAGAUUGCAGAGUUCCCAGAGGUUUUAGAAAGUGUACUUUUUUUCUCAGAAACUGAGAGCUAGAGAGGAACGCUUUGUAUAUUUUCUCGUUGUUUUAGCUCUUUAAGAUAUUAUGAAUGUACAUAGGGAUGCAGGAAAUGUUGGCUUGGGCCACAGAGUCUGUUCAUUGUAUCAUAAGAUGGCUCUAACAGAUGUUACUUUGGCUUUUGGUACUUUGCUGGUGGGGAAGGGGACUAAAAAGAAAAUAUAUGAACUAUAUAAAAAGAGAAAUAUUUGCACACUAUAUUUUGAUUGUUUUUUUUUUUUUUUUGUACCAAAGAUGAAUGCAAUGAAAAAUGGCUACUAGCCAGUUUUAAGUAAAGGUUUUGCACAGCUUACCGGACACCGUAUUGAAUGUAAAAUAAAAAAGAAAAAGAAAAAAAAAAGAAAUAAAAUACAAAAAAAUCUAAUUUAAAAAAUAAAAUAAAAAGUGGUAGGGUCAGGGAUGUUCAUUGAACUGUGAAAUUUUGCUUAGAUCCAGUUAAACGCAGAAAGAAGCAUUCAUUCACGUCUUCUUCGGGUAUUCUGCAGUGCUGCUUGUCGGCUCUUCAAGCAGGCUGAUUAAUCGAGAAAAGAGUUUGGGAUUCUUCACCUGAAAUGUUUCGCUUUUGUUUUCCGAGUCUAGUAGGGAAAAGCUAAAUAUAAAGCAUUUAAUUAUAUGAUUUUAUUUAGCAUGUUGGUCAGACAUUACCACAAAUAACCAAAAGAUAUAGUAUUUGUAUAGUUUAUAUAUGUAACAGAAAAGGGUAUACAUACAUUUUAUAUAUGAGAAAUAUUAAGUACUGUAUGUGUAGUAUUUAUAAUAUGUGUAUAAGUAUAUUCAUAGACAUUCACACUCAGAAUUAGGUUGCCACUUUCUCAGUUAAUGUCUUGUUAAGAAUGAUACACUUUGAACGAUCUGUCUUUGAGGAUAAAAAAGAUGUUUAAAAAGAGAAAAUAAUAAAUUUUAUAUAUUUUUGUAUAGCUAGCCUUUGCUUUCAUUUUAUAUUGUCCAUGUUGAUUCCUUUUGUGGUGUAUUUAAUGACCCUGAGAGCUUUCCCUGACUGUUUGCACUGUAGUGGAAUCCGAGAUGGCAUUAAUAACUACUUUCUGACAUUCAAAGCUAGAGCUUUUAGUUUUGGUUUUAGUAACUAUAGCCUCUGACUAAUUUCAAUACUGUGGCUUUCAUAUAGAAGACAUGAUAUUUUAUUAAUGUUAUUCUGGUUUCUUUUGGCCAUCGGUGUACAGAUGGACACUGACAGUUCUUUGUAUUUGACAGUUGAGGACUAAAAAGCUAUUUUUGAGCCAACAUAAAAUAAAGUGACAUUUUAAAAAAGUAGAUGUCAUUUUUAUUUGUGUUUGGCUCCAGUGGCUAUUUUCAAGAUAUUUCCCUUUGAUGCAUACAAAUUCAGUCCUCUUAACUUCCUCUUAACGUUGAACAUUUUGAGAUCAUUAGAAUGGCUCACUGGUUUAAUGCUGAAGUCGGCUGAGCUUGGUCUUUUUAAACUGAGUAUGCUGCCCAUACGAGAGCGCUCACUCCUCGUGUAACUUCCAUUAAGAGAUUAAACAAUAAAAUUUGUUAAAACAAUUUGA
Molecule: messenger RNA, 5214 nt
Organism: Anguilla rostrata (American eel)
Lineage: Eukaryota; Metazoa; Chordata; Actinopteri; Anguilliformes; Anguillidae
Product: CREB3 regulatory factor-like
Exons: 9
Coding region: 333-2405 (690 amino acids)
Biological process (GO): regulation of transcription by RNA polymerase II; response to unfolded protein
Cellular component (GO): nucleus
Molecular function (GO): RNA polymerase II transcription regulatory region sequence-specific DNA binding; DNA-binding transcription factor activity, RNA polymerase II-specific
Source: RefSeq, a predicted model, not a curated record